AGGAGGCGUGGCGCUACUUGAAGACCCGAGCCGGGAUCGGGGUCGCUGGCCGAUCCCGCAGCUGUGGCCUUUGAGCCAUGGGCACCGUCUGGUCCGCCCUGUUGGUCGGCGGGGGUCUGGCCGGAGCGCUGUUCGUUUGGCUGCUGCGGGACAAGGGAAAGGACGCGGGUGCGGAGCCAGAUCCCGACGCCCGGCUCGGGGAGCCGGGAGGCGACCAAGCUGGCGGUGGACUGAACCCUGGACCUUCCAGGCGGGAGCUGGUCACUAAACCAGAACAUCCCCAAGGAAACAAUGGAUGUUUGCUUUCAGACAAAGGAAAUGGUAACCUACAGGAAGGGAGGUGGAGACCACGGAGUCCUGGAGAAGGUGGUAACUGCAGUGAGUCAAGAGAGAAUGUUUCUUCUGGAUGGUUUCCAGACACACAGUGUCUAGCUGCCUCUGAGACUAGGAACUCUAGGUGCCACUCUGAAGUUUCAAGAAGUCGAAGCCUUGAGUCUUCUCAAAGAGAAUGGGGAUUCCAAAAAGGACAAGAGACACCUGGUAAAGCAACUCCAACCUUUGCUGAGAAAUUGCCUUCUAGCAACCUGUUCAUGGACAGAGUUGAAGAAGUAAGUCUGGCUCGAAUGGACAGCCAGGACUUGACUGACCCUGAGGACUGGGAAAUGGUAUCGAGGCAUUCAUCUUGGGGAGAUGUUGGUUUGGAUGGCAGCCUCGAGUUCUCGAUGUUAAGCUCAAACCAGGGGCUGGACUGUGGCAGAAGCAGUCUUGUGGAAGCAAGAGGUCAGGAAGUGGGUAUGAAAACAAAAAGGGUCGUGAGGAUGUCUUCACAGUCUCAGCAUGUCAGUAUCAGUUUCCAGAUCCAUUAUCUCACAAGCACUGGAGUGCAAUUCAUUGCAGUAACUGGAGACCACGAGAAUCUAGGAAGAUGGAAUACUUUUGUUCCACUCCAGUGCAGCAAGGAUGGACUCUGGUCUCAUUCUGUGUCCCUGCCAGCUGACACAGUGGUGGAGUGGAAGUUUGUGGUGGUAGAGAAUGGGGAAGUUACCCGUUGGGAAGAGUGCAGCAAUAGACUCUUAGAGACUGGCCAUGAGGAUAAAGUGGUUCACAAGUCGUGGGGGGUUCAGUGAUUCAGUUUGCAAAGUAUUAGAGAGAAUUCAUAGCAUGUGCAAGAGGCUAAGGUUGUGGAGCACACUGAAUAAAAGAAAAUUAAGUAUAACUUUGAAUGUAGCUAAUAGAAUUGUUUCAUAUCAGCUAGUAGCUUUUUUCUAAGUGCACUAUACACAAACACAUAUGUAUAUGUAGUUACUGCCUCCCAUGAACAUGGACUUUCCCUCUGUAGCUUGAUGUAUAGAUUAAUGCAGAUCCAGCAUUAGUUUGGGGCUUGGAUCUUUUCGGGAAGAAUCUAGGUCAACUUCAGGUGCAGGCUGAUCAAGGAGUACAGAAACUAAUCAGCUGUACACCAUUCAAGCUUAAACCAUCCUUGGGUCAUCCUUAAGCCAAGGGAUUAAAACAAAUCUCAUACAGAAAUAAGUGAUUUUCCAUUGGGACACUUGGAAAAAAGUCCUUUUAACCAUACACACAUUUUAUAUUUAAAAAUAGUCAACACCAGGCCCUCCCUGGCAGAAAUAUUUGCAUUCCAUGCAACUGAUAAGGCACUGACAUCAAAGAUCUACAUACAACUCAACAACACAAAGUAAACAACCCAGUGAAAAAAUGGGCAGAAGAGCUAAAAAGACA
This is a messenger RNA of Condylura cristata (star-nosed mole), 1737 nucleotides long. It is a transcript of the gene STBD1, whose product is annotated as starch binding domain 1. The transcript is spliced from 2 exons. The coding region runs from base 78 to 1127 and encodes 349 amino acids. The record is from RefSeq and is a predicted model, not a curated record. Gene Ontology annotation, molecular function: glycogen binding; starch binding. Gene Ontology annotation, cellular component: membrane. NCBI's taxonomy places the organism in Eukaryota, Metazoa, Chordata, Mammalia, Eulipotyphla, Talpidae.